AUGUCUAAAAUAAUUCGCUCUCCUAUAAAUUUUGAAGUAGAUGACAUUCCUAAUAAGGAAAAUAUUAUAAGUAUUGGAGAUUUUGCGUUUUCUGGAGCGACUUUUGAAAAGUUUGUUGGCUGGAAAAAUUUAAAAAAUAUAGAUGGAGCAAUUUUUCAUGGAACUAAAUCAUUAGAAAUUGUUGAUUUAUCUUUGACAAAAAUUGAAAUACUGAAACAAUCAAAUUUCUUUUCUUGCCCUAAUUUAGUUAUGAUAAUUUUACCAUCAUUUCUAAAAGAAAUUCAAUAUAGAGCAAUAUAUCAAGUUCCUAAACUUGUUUCUAUAUUGAUUCCUUCUUCUGUAACUGUAUUGAAUAAUUCAUGUUUCAAUGAAAUGAAAAGUUUGAAAGUUGUUUGUUAUUAUGGGAAUGUUUCAUUCUCCGGAAGGAGUUUGUUUUAUAAUUGUCCAAGUAUGAAAUAUAUUCGUGUUUGUUCAUUAUAUCCAUCAAAUAAGUUUUCAUCAUUUGAUGUUUCAUAUGAUGCAUAUCAACUUGGUGAAACUAUUCUAACAUGUCCAUCAAUUAAAAAUAUUCCAUAUUCAUCGAUUUUUCACUUUAUGUCUUAUUCUGUUUUCAUUUUAAUUUGA
This is a messenger RNA of Trichomonas vaginalis G3, 624 nucleotides long. RefSeq names its product ribonuclease inhibitor domain-containing protein. NCBI's taxonomy places the organism in Eukaryota, Parabasalia, Trichomonadida, Trichomonadidae. The record is from RefSeq and is a predicted model, not a curated record. The transcript has a single exon. Bases 1 to 624 code for a protein of 207 amino acids.